AUGUCACAAAAGCAAUUGCUUGUCUGUGCUUUAUAUGAUUAUAACCGUCAACAUACCGAUGAGCUUUCAUUUAAAAAAGGCGACGUACUAAGAGUUUUGAAACAAUUAGAAGGUGGUUGGUGGGAAGGUAGUUUGAAUGGAUUCGUUGGCUGGUUUCCUAGUAACUAUGUAACAUAUGCUACCAGUUCAGAUGAGAAGGGUAACUCCACUACUGAUGAAAGUUCGUUGAUACACUUACAAAACUUUCAAAACGAGAUUAUACAACAUGUUUUAGAAGGUGAAUUAAGACAAGUUAGUGAACUAUCUCAGUUAUUGUCAGUGUUUAUGAUUAACCUGGAGCCUCUACUUCACUUAUCAUUCUUGAACAAACUCGUCAAUUUAAGAGACAUAUUAUUUCAAACCAUUAGUAUACAUCAACAUUUGGCCUCGGCUUUAACAGAAAUGAAAUGUACACAUGGACCGAAAUGUAUGGGUCGGCUAUUUUUAGAUUUUGCUCCAGCAAUUAACGCAGUCGGGUGUGAUUAUUCAAAAAUUUAUUUACAUGUUAUAACAGGAUUAGAAGAACAUAUUACAGAAGUAACAAAAUAUAUGAGUUCAUUUAAUAUUAAAUUACAAUUGGUCCAUUGUAAGCAACAACUCAUUCUUAUAUUUGAACGUUUGGGUCGUUAUCCUUUACUUUUAAAAGAAAUGGAACGCUAUUUAGAGGAGCCACAUGUUGAUCGACCCGACAUUCUUCGUGCAAUGAAUGUUUACAGUGAAAUAACGGAAAGGUGUGCAAUCCUUAGAAAAUUUAAAGAGUAUGAUAUCAAUGUAUUACUGUCAGUAAUAAAUGGAUGGCGAGGACCGCCUAUACAACAACUUGGUGACCCAAUUCUCACUCUACGUGUUCUCCUAGUUAACAUACAAGUAAACCAAUCAAUGAUAACUCUACCGGAUUUCAUCCAUAUAAAUGAUAUAUUAACAAGAAAAACACAAUUAUCAUUAUUGGUUAUAUUUCCUACCUGUGUGCUCCUGUUGGCUAGAACAAACCAAACUAAUGUUUACGAUUAUACUGUCAAAAUACCAUUGAACAAUUUGGCUGUGAUUAGAUCAACCGAAAGUGAAACAGAUUUAGAUUUAUUGAUUAAAGAUCUUAAUUCCAUGAAUAUGGAUGUUAUUCCUUGUCAAAUAACACUUGCAUGUACAGAUCAAAAUGCUAGAGAUCUUUUGGUAUCUACAUUAACUGACCUAAUACAAUAUCAGACCCAGAAUGAACAACAGUCACCAGAUAUUGAUCAAUGUCAUACAAAAAAUGAGAGUAUUUCUUUGGACUUCUUCAGUCAACCUGAUUCGAAUAGUUUGGACAGACAUGGAAAUACAUCUCUAAGUUCUUUACCUUUACGAAAGGACACACUAGAUAAUGAAAAAUUAAAAUCAUCAAAAAUAACAAGAGAUGAAAAUAAUCAGAUUGAUCCGCAUCAAUCAACACUGGUGAUGUCGACAUUGUCAAUGAAAGAUCCUCAAAGUUUCAAGUUUCCUCCUGACUCCACUGACAAUUUGGCUGCUCAACACACUUACACAAAAGAUAUUUCUAAAAUAUCGUUUGUCAAUAAUGAUAAUGUUGUAAAAAUCACAGAUAUUUAUAAUUUCAUCAGCAAUUCGACUAACAAUAAUGAUGAUAAUAAACGUCGCUUCUCUUCAUCAUUGAAAAAAAGUAAAGCUCUUAGACCAUUAACUGAACCAUCGAAUAUAUGUGCUGAAGAACUAAACAAUGAAAGUCAACAUCAUCAAUCAUCCGUUAUUGACCCUCAAUCAAAACAAAUCUUCACACCAAUGGAUAACACCUGCACAGUGGUUCUAACUUCAGAUGUAUUAACAUCAUCUUCAGGCUUACGUUUUUUACCGCAUAGAAUUACUACUAAUGCCCAUGUUCUCUGGUUUGAUAUUGAUAAAUCGAUAGUUGGUACACGACAGUCAUAUUCAACAUCGAUUGAUUUGCCUGGUAUUAUUCCUUAUAAAAAUAAUGAACAAUUAUCAUCUGAUAAUGACUUUAUUCAUGCAAUUCAUUGUCUUCGUGUCGAUGGUCCAUUAGAUUUUAAUAGAGACGAUAGAAUCGGUUCAGUUAAUGCAUUAAAUAAUUUGGGAUUGCUUAUUGAUCAGAAUAUUCCUGGUCUGUUGCUAGAUUUUUCUAUUUCGCACAAAAAUCAACACAACCGUGUGAGAGCUCAAAGUCCUAAGGUUACCGAUUCAAGUAAGGAAUCACGUCGUAAACGUGGUGAUCGUCAGAAAAGUGCUAUCACUGCAGAAGAUAUAUUACGUUCAACUGGAAAAAUCCAUGAAAAUGAACUUCGAACGGCGGAUGAUACAAAAAUUUUACAAGUUAUUGAAGCAUAUUGCGCUAGUUCAUGGACACAUCCUAGUUAUCGAACAUUGGACUCUGUAAAAAAUGAAUGUCAAAUAGGUGGUCAAGGUAUUCUAUCACCAGUUGAAAGCCGAACAUUAUUACAACAUUUCCGAUAUCCUAAAAAGCCGUCUACAUCAUUUCUAUCCACAUCAUCUUCGGGUAUGCAUUCAAGACAAGAACAAGACUCACAUAUAACAGAUGCUUCCAUAUUUGAAUUGUCUCGACAAAGCUUACCUCUUUCUAUGUUUAGUUCGAAAGCAUCAUUGAAACGAUCUGAAUCAAAGAAUAAAUCACAAACGUGCUUAUCACAAGAUGGUACGGUUUGUUUGAAUCAGAAUAUAGCAGCUAAUGUGAUCAGUUCAAACAGUAAGAUUAUCUCCAGUGUUACAACUAAUUCUAGUUGUACUAACUGUACUCCAUGCAAUUCUAAUCAAUCUUCCAGUUAUACGCAUAACAUACAAUGUGAAUCAAUUUUAAAAACAUUUUCACCACCUCCAGUAAUUCUACCAACACACAGUGGUCGACGUUAA
Schistosoma guineensis is the source of this 2913-nucleotide messenger RNA. The record is from the annotation of a GenBank genome assembly. Lineage: Eukaryota; Metazoa; Platyhelminthes; Trematoda; Strigeidida; Schistosomatidae.